This is a messenger RNA of Rotaria sordida, 1161 nucleotides long. NCBI's taxonomy places the organism in Eukaryota, Metazoa, Rotifera, Eurotatoria, Philodinida, Philodinidae. The record is from the annotation of a GenBank genome assembly.
AUGCUUCCGCUAACAUUAGAUAAUAUCAAACGAAUUGCAAAUCAAUGUGUUCAAUCAGCGAAUUCCACAAUUUAUAGUUAUAAAAAUUUAUCCGCUUUUCUGAGGGAAUUAACGGAAAUAAUGGUGGGCACGCAGACAUCGACUGAUGCUGGACUCCAAGUCAUCAAUGAUCUUAUCAAUAAUUCAACUAAAGAACAAGAACUGUUAAAUUUACAAAUAGAAGAAAUAAGAAAAGAGUUCGAAGUAGCCCGAGAAGCUCUACAGAAAGCACAUAAAGAAUACUACGAGGCAUAUCACGUCAUUCCGGGCCGACGAAAAAGAUUUUUGGGAGGUUUUAUUAGCACCGUAGUUAGUGGCGCGCUAAGCAACGUUCUUGGCAAUGUACUGACUAACGUUGUUGGUGGAAUAUUGAAUAAUUUGGGUUGCAUUUUUUCGUCGUGCAGUGGUGAAGUCGAUAAUACAGCUUUUGAAAAUGCCAAAAAGAAAGCUGAAUUAGCAUUGCAACGAUUGAAAGAAGCACAAGGAAUUUACGAUCAAUGGUAUGCAAAAAUGUUAGAAAAACAAAAUAAACUUACUGGAAUCAUUUUUCAAUUGUCACAAUUAGAUAUGAAUACAGUCGAUCAUCAGACUGUCAUUAAUAUUCUUGUAAGUGCGACGAAAGAAGUCAUUCAUAUACAAGAACAAUGGGAUAAAAUGAUUCGAUUUUUUGCUAAAUUAUCUAUGCAAGCUGAACAUACUCAACAGACAAUUCUAUUUGAAUUCAUCGCUGUUAUUCAAGCAGCAGACUUAGCUAGCGGAAUGUUGGAUGAUGCUGAUCGAGAAUUCUACGUCAUGUUAUUACUUGAAACAGCCAAUGAAAUUGAUCGUGGUGCACAUUUAUUAUACAUCAUGUCUAAAACAUAUUACGAUGUCAGCUACCAAUACAUGAUGAGUCAGAUUGCAGGAAUUUCUAGACUUAUACUAACUCAAACGAAUCAAGAACGCGAAAGUCUUAUGAAACAAAUUGCUCAAGAUACAUUGUCGGCAUCAGCGAGAGUUUCUCGUAUGGCAUUGGAAAGACGACAACAAUAUGAGCAGCGCAAUCAAGAAAGACAAGAAGUAUACGAAAGAUUUAUUCAACAAGCAACAUUAGAAGAAUUACAAUCGACUAUUGGAAAAUAA